GUGACGUCCGUGGAAAGUGGUCUAUCGGCGCAGCGCAGCCAAGAUCGAGUCUAGCGGACGCGCGGCUUCACCUUGAGGACGACGAGGCGGCGGCGGCGGCGGCGUGAGUGGAGAAGGUUUAUACAUCUGGAUCUUAACUGAGGUCUUGAUUCAGAAUAUGGGAGCAUCCACUUCAACACCAUCGAUUGAUGUGCAAACAGCCUCUACUGCACCACAGGCAAAGACCACUUUGACCGAAUGUCCAAUGCAUAAAGCCAAGAACGAAGCAGGUUGUCCAAUGCAUCAGGCAACUGCAGCAGCCACUUCAGCAGAGAAUGCAUCGUAUCCAAUUCCAUCACAUCAGGAGAGGGCAUAUGAAUACGUGGAGUGCCCCAUGAGAACGGGUGACAGACCAGAAGCAGACACAAUUGAUCCCAGUAAUAUGAUGCCACCACCUAACCAGCAGCCAGCAACAGAUCAACCAUUCCCCCUUUCUGUAUCCAGAGAAGAAUCUUCCAUUCCUCGAUCUAACUCAGAGAAGCAUUGGGUAUAUCCUUCUGAACAGAUGUUUUGGAAUGCCAUGCUUAAGAAAGGAUGGCGUUGGCAUAAAGAUGACUUAGCACCUCAUGAUAUGACAAAUAUCAUCAAGAUCCAUAAUCAGAACAAUGAACAAGCCUGGAAUGAAAUACUCAAGUGGGAAGCACUCCAUGCCAAAGAAUGUCCCUGUGGGCCUACACUAGUUCGCUUUGGGGGGAAAGCAAACGAGUAUUCACCACGAGCUCGAAUUCGUUCUUUAAUGGGGUAUGAACUACCCUUUGAUCGGCAUGAUUGGAUUGUGAAUCGUUGCGGGAAAGACGUCCGAUAUGUAAUUGACUACUAUGAUGGAGGCGAGGUUGACAAGUCAACUUACCAGUUUACUGCUCUGGAUGUGCGUCCUGCACUGGAUUCACUUACUGCAGUGUGGGACAGGAUGAAAGUGGCAUGGUGGCGCUUGACAUCGUGAACUUUACUUGAAUUGUAUUAUUCACUGCACUUGCACCUAUGCAUUACAAUUUUUCAAUUAAAAUGGAACUAACCAUGAGUAAUAACUGGACACAUUUGUGUACACUCAGCAUUGCCUUUGCCCAGAUGUUUCUCAUUUGAAUGUUCAGCUAUUUUAUACCAUUUGCUAUUUCUGUUCAAACAGCUGGUCCUUAUCCAUAUAAUUUGUGUAUUAUUUAUGCUCAAUAGUAUUCUAUACAUACAUUGUUGGUAAUUUAUCAGACGGGCACAAUCAUCCAUCUUCUCAUUGAGUGAAGUUAUUGAAAAAGAAUGCUCCAAGGAAUUGCUUUUAAGAAAGUUCCAAUUUUAGUUAAAAAAAAGUUGGACCUGAUUACAUUUCAUUUUUUCGAAUUUGAGUCUGAAUGGAAUUCCAGGAAUAUUUGUAACCAUUAGAUUGAUCAUGUGCUAGGCAUGGGCAGUACUUUAAAAUGGUAUUAUUAGAUGUAAGCCCCGUGCUCUCUUGUCUUCAGUACUGAGCUAAAGCACUAAAACGCUCAUGGGAGUGGCUGAAUUUUAGUAAUCGUCCAUAUGCACCAAAGAGCUGAUGAGUUCUGCAAAAUGGAAAUUCCAGCUACCACUUUUAGGUUUUCAACAAAAGCUUCAGAAAACUACUGGUUUGCCUUCUUAAUUUUUUCAUGGUGCUCUUGUCAUCUUUAUUGCGGAUAAUAAAUUUAUCUCAAAUGGA
Messenger RNA from Amblyraja radiata (thorny skate), 1705 nucleotides. RefSeq names its product cytochrome c-type heme lyase. The transcript is spliced from 7 exons. Bases 158 to 982 code for a protein of 274 amino acids. Gene Ontology annotation, molecular function: holocytochrome-c synthase activity. NCBI's taxonomy places the organism in Eukaryota, Metazoa, Chordata, Chondrichthyes, Rajiformes, Rajidae. Gene Ontology annotation, biological process: cytochrome c-heme linkage. Gene Ontology annotation, cellular component: mitochondrion. The record is from RefSeq and is a predicted model, not a curated record.